Tripterygium wilfordii is the source of this 1926-nucleotide messenger RNA. RefSeq names its product subtilisin-like protease Glyma18g48580. NCBI's taxonomy places the organism in Eukaryota, Viridiplantae, Streptophyta, Magnoliopsida, Celastrales, Celastraceae. The record is from RefSeq and is a predicted model, not a curated record. The transcript is spliced from 9 exons. Bases 1 to 1926 code for a protein of 641 amino acids. Gene Ontology annotation, biological process: proteolysis. Gene Ontology annotation, molecular function: serine-type endopeptidase activity.
AUGGAACCAUCCACUGUCAAAAAGGUUUACAUUGUGUAUUUGGGGUCACACAUGCAUGGUAAACAGCCAACAUCUAUGGAUGUUGACAAUGCCAAGAAUUCUCAUUUUGAGUUGCUGGGCCUCUCCUUGAAAAGUAACACAAAGAAAGCCAAAGAUGCCAUUUUCUACCACUAUACCAGAAACAUAAAUGGCUUUGCUGCUAUGCUUCACGAGGAAGAAGCAAUAGAGAUUCAGAAACAUCCAGACGUUAUCUCGGUUUUCCAGAGCAACGAAAGAAAAUUGCAAACGACCCGGUCAUGGGGUUUCCUUGGACUAGAGACGAAAAGUGGAGAAGUUCCAAGGAGCUCAGUUUGGAACAAGUCAAGGUUUGGCGAAGAUGUCAUCAUCGCAAAUCUUGAUAGUGGUGUUUGGCCACAGCGAGCGAGCUUCCGUGAUGAAGGAUAUGGACCAGUGCCGCUGAGAUGGAAAGGUCGCUGUGAGGAGGACAAGACAGAUAAUCCAAUCCAAUGCAAUAAGAAGUUGAUAGGAGCUAGGUAUUUUAGCAGUGCUGCGAGAGCAAGAUUUGGAGUGGAACAUACCCCUGAUAGUUGUCGGGAUAUCAAUGGCCAUGGAACCCACUCAUUAACGAUAGCAGGGGGAAACUUUGCGCCUCGUGUAAAUUAUCAAACUUACGCAUAUGGAAAUGCAAAGGGGGGCUCGCCAAAAGCCCGCCUCGCUGCUUACAAGGUGUGUUGGAUAAAUUGCCUGGAGGCGGACAUCUUGGCUGGCUUUGAUGCUGCCAUAAGUGAUGGGGUCGAUGUUAUUUCAGUGGCAAUUGCUAAUUUUGGCCCAUCGGAGUUUUUUAAGGAUGUGAUAUCAAUCGGUGCCUUCCAUGCCGUUAAACAAGGCAUAGUUGUGGUUUGUUCUGCGGGCAACUCAGGACCAGAGCCAGGGAGAGUUGACAAUGUGUCUCCUUGGAUAAUCACAGUUGGUGCAAGCACAAUUGAUCGUUUGCCUAUGAACAACCUCAAGGGAACAUCACAUCAUAUCUCCUCCACUUCAAAUAUUAGUUCAACAUAUGGUAAAGCUGCCUUUGCUUAUAACGACCAUGUCGAAUAUCCAAACCUACAAUUGGAAAAAGUGCGAGCUCCUAUAAUGGCUGAUUUCUCAUCUAGGGGACCCAACAUGGUUCAGCCAGCCAUUCUCAAGCCGGAUAUCACUGCACCAGGAGUCGACAUACUUGCUGCUUAUUCUGCAUAUCCAAGAGCUAUAUCUGGUGGAGAAGUUUUCAGGAUAAGAAAUGGAACUUCAGUAUCAUGCUCUCAUGUCACUGGCAUAGUGGGCCUUAUUAGAGCACUCUAUCCAGAUUGGAGUCCAGCUGCUAUCAAAUCUGCUAUCAUGACAUCUGCAACAAAAAAAGACAACACCAAUGCGUUUAUACAGAAUGAAUCACAGAGAAAUGCAACUCCGUUUGACUACGGGGCAGGACAUGUUCAUCCAAGCCGUGCUGCUGAUCCAGGUCUUGUUUAUGACUUGACUGCUAAUGACUACCUAAACUUUCUAUGUGCACAUGGCUACAAUCAAAGCAUUAUCAGGAGAUUUUCUGAUAGGCCUUUCACGUGUCCCACGUUCUUUAGUGUUGCAAACUUGAAUUAUCCAUCACUAACAAUUCCAGAUUUGCAAGGUCGAAUUACCGUAUCAAGAACGGUGAAGAAUGUUGGUACUCCAGGAAAAUAUAGUGUGAUUAUUGAAGAGCCAACAGGAGUGUCAGUUUAUGUUAAUCCAAGGACACUUCAUUUCAAGGAAACAGGAGAAGAAAAGACAUUCAAUGUUACUCUGGAGGUCAAGGCUGAUAAUAAUUCUUCAGACUAUGCGUUCGGAUACUUCACGUGGCUUGAUGGCAAACAUUACGUGAGAAGUAUUAUUGUAGUGAAGCUGAAGCUGUAG